CAAGAUUGGAUUCAAAGUCAUUGUCAACCCUCGAAGAUUCUCAAUGAUUUGUGUUCAUCUGGCCUGCCAUGGACCAACCGGCGUGACAGUUCCGUGCUGGCUUCGCAGCCACAUACCGCGACUGUGAUAGAAACAAUUGAAGUUUCUCUACCCGACCGUUUCAUUACCGAGGCAUGCGUGGCUCUGUACAAAUGUGGCAGAACCGGCCUUCUCUACCCCCUUGUCGAUGCUGAUGCUCUGACCAGCACAAUAAAGACCGCAUACUCUUCCACCGACACGCAGAAACCGCACGUUAUAACAGCGCGAGCCUUUGUCUUUUCAUUUGUCGCAUUUUGCUCAUCGGCAGGCCACAGCGACGAGGUGACAUUCCCAGUUGACGGCGAAAAGUAUGCCUCAACGGCGAGGCAACUACUCCAUGCAGUCAAGAGCGGACCGCCAUCCUUAGAAGCCUUGCAGACGGCGGUAUUUUUGGCUUUUUACCACUGCUUCGAAGGCUGUCUCUGGGCUGUAAGAGGAGCUUUGCGUGUUGCAUCUCAUUUAGUCACAGUACUUGCUCCAGACAUGGGAUUCUUUCAGGCGCCCUCUUCUGACCGAAAUCCCAUUUUUCGCAAUCUCUUCUGGGUUAGCUUCUUGCUCGACAAAGAGCUUUUUCUUCGAAUAGGAGAGCCACCUCUCCUUCCUGCCGAAUCAUGUGUCCCACCCAACCCAGGGGGAUGUCCCUUUCGCUCUCUUGCACGGUUAUUGCCAUGCUAUCCUGGCAUCUAUACCGGCACCUUUCAACUGUCGAUUUUGAUGUCAAAAAUAUAUACAGAGCUCUAUACACCGGAGGCGUUGAGGAAGAGUGAUAUCGAGAUUUUAAGAACAAUCCGCGCACUCGACGGUGAGCUGGAAGAAUGGCGAUUGAGCAUGCCAAACGACAUUCGACCGACAAUCCAUGCUACGAGCCGACCCACGCACUCGCAAACAGAUGUCGACGUACUUGUUCUACAUCUAAAGUUCCACAACUGCUUAGGGUGCAUCCACCAGGCAGUGAGUCGUUGUCAGACAUGGUCAGAAGAGGUCGGACCGGUGAAGGAAGCUCUCCGAUCGAGCCUCAACUUGUCUAUCCAGGCGAGCGCAUCCUCAUUGGAACUUCUGCGCACCAAUCCGCUAACACUCAACCGGGAAUGUUUCUGGUGGGUUUUCUCAUUAGUUCCGACAUUGUUGGUAUACUCAUCAUGUCCUAGGUUACUUUGUUUCUAUCCCCUCUCCGCUCUGCUGAACCUAUUUUGCAAAAUCGUCGCGGAUACUUUUGACUACGAAAGCCGCGCUUAUCUUGGUAUCAUCAAACGUGUUCCCGAAUAUUUACGAGGGCUGGAUACUCUCCAUGUCACGGCUCUUGAACGGGAACAUCUGCAGCUGAUGAUCCUGUUCAGCACAGAGCUGGUUGCUCUCGCAGAGCAACAGGUAUCUGCGGGGCAAGAGAAAGACCGCUAA
Aspergillus ibericus CBS 121593 is the source of this 1476-nucleotide messenger RNA. RefSeq names its product fungal specific transcription factor domain-containing protein. The record is from RefSeq and is a predicted model, not a curated record. Gene Ontology annotation, biological process: DNA-templated transcription. The annotation marks the transcript as partial. The transcript is spliced from 2 exons. Gene Ontology annotation, molecular function: DNA binding; zinc ion binding. Lineage: Eukaryota; Fungi; Ascomycota; Eurotiomycetes; Eurotiales; Aspergillaceae.